AUGGACGCCAGAGCUAACGCCAAAGCAGCAGCUAUCAGAAGAACCGGAGGUAAAGGACCAAAGAAGCCAUCCAGCAAGACCGGUGGGGCUGAAAACUUUGCCUUCUUCUCAGGAAGCUCAAACGGAUUUGAAGUAUCUCCAAAAGCAGUACUUGUGAUUUCUUUACUCUAUAUCGGAAUUGUUGUGCUCCUUCACAUCUUCGGUAAGGUCAGCAGCAGUGCUACUGCCUCAGCUUAAGCAGAUAAAGUCAUAAAAUUAUAAUAAGAAAUUCACUCUUUUUAU
Molecule: messenger RNA, 282 nt
Organism: Moneuplotes crassus
Lineage: Eukaryota; Ciliophora; Spirotrichea; Euplotida; Euplotidae
Source: the annotation of a GenBank genome assembly